Molecule: messenger RNA, 1833 nt
Organism: Adineta steineri
Lineage: Eukaryota; Metazoa; Rotifera; Eurotatoria; Adinetida; Adinetidae
Source: the annotation of a GenBank genome assembly
AUGUGGUUAACUACUAUCUUUUGCGUACUCAUACCGUUCUUAGUAAUUGAAAAGAGUAACGGAAUUACAAGUCCUAUUCAAACGUUUACUAGCUACAGAUAUUCAACUGAACUUCAAAAUAAUGUAGCUGAUCUUUGGUGGACAGUGGAUGAAACAAAACAAGAGAUUACGUUUGAAUUACACGUGAAAACAUUAGGAUGGAUUGCUUUGGGUAUUAGUCCAGCUGGUGGAAUGAAAGGUGCUGAUAUUGGACUUGGAUGGAUUGAUCAAUCAGGUCAAGUUCAUUUUCAAGAUCGACAUGCAUAUAAUAAUUCACGACCAGUCGUUGAUACUACAACAACUGAUUGGUUUGCACUUCAAGGUCGUGAACAAAAUGGAUGGACAGCAAUUCAAUUUAAACGUUUACUUGAUACUUGUGAUACAAUGGAUGUUCCAAUUAAAUCCGGUACAAAUAUUCUUAUUUUUGCUUACGGUCUUGAAGAUCCCGAUAUGUCGACACCAAAUGGUAUGAUUUACUAUCAUGAUAAUCGACGAGGUUCACGCAUAAUUCCACUACGAUCGUAUGGUAAUCCAUCACCUGACGAGAAAUUUGCUGAACUUGAUUAUUUCGACUUUCAAUUGAAAGAUUAUAUCGUACCAUCAACUGAUACUACAUAUCAUUGUAAAAUCUACAAAAUACCAGAACAUCUGAAACAACGAAGACAUGCAGUUGCUCAUAAGACAAUCAUUGAUUCAGCUAAUGUAGAUAUUGUUCAUCAUUUGUUGAUGUAUGAAUGUAAUCCUACAGCUAUAUUUGAUGAUAAUAAUUUACCAGAUGGUGAGUGUGAUCAAAUUUAUAGACAAGUUCAGGAAUGCUCAGCGAAUAUUGCAACUGGGUGGGCUGUUGGUGGUGAUAGAAUUGUAGAAUUUCCAGAGAUCGCUGGUUAUCCAGUUGGAGGUGAUUUUGAAAUCAAAUAUUAUAUGGUACAAAUGCAUUAUGAUAAUCCAAAGAAAAUGUCAAAUCGUCGUGAUAGUUCUGGUAUUCGAUUCUAUCUUGGAAAAGAACUUCGUGAACAAGAACUCGGUUAUCUCACACUUGGAGCAGAUUCAAAUGCUGGUGGUAUUGCUAUUCCACCAGGUGCUGAUCGAUUUAUUAUUGAUUCAUAUUGCCCAGCUAGUGCAACAAAUCGAUUUCCUAAAUCAGGAAUAACAGUUACGACAGCUUUUCCACAUACACAUUUACAAGGUGCAAGUGUAUGGACGAAGAUAAUUCGAGAUAAAAAAGCUGUGGAUUAUUUAUUCAAUGGUGAAUCAUAUGAUUUUAAUUUUCAAUUUGAAAAUCGUCUUCCAAAACCAGUUCAAUUAUAUCCAGGAGAUGAAUUUGCUACUCGAUGUGUUUACAAUACAAUGAAUAAAGAUGAAAUCACUCUAGGUGGUGAAAGAACAAAAGAUGAAAUGUGCUUACAUAUGUUUACUUAUUAUCCUCGAAUGAAUAAUUUCUAUGGUUGUAUGAACACUAAUUCUCAGAACGCAUGGAAGCAAGCCAUGAAUGUUACGGAACCAAUUGAGGAUUAUAUGAAAUUUCAACAAUGGUUAAGAGAUUUAAAAUGGACACCAGAAUCCAUAAACAAAUGGCAAGAAUUUUAUGAUAAUGCUCCACGUCUUCUUAUUGCUGGUGGUGCAGGCAAUUUUACUUAUGAAGAACUACCGAGAUUACCAGAAUAUAUUGAUUUAAAACCACAAGAAUGUAAAAAAGAUAUUUCAAGCAAAGGUAUUCAUGAAACAUCAUUUAUUUCUUUGACAAUUAUUUCAUUUUUAAUGACAUUUAUAACAAAUUUUUUUAUAAUACAAUAA